This is a messenger RNA of Gloeophyllum trabeum ATCC 11539, 979 nucleotides long. RefSeq lists its product as uncharacterized. The coding region runs from base 9 to 740 and encodes 243 amino acids. The record is from RefSeq and is a predicted model, not a curated record. The transcript is spliced from 5 exons. NCBI's taxonomy places the organism in Eukaryota, Fungi, Basidiomycota, Agaricomycetes, Gloeophyllales, Gloeophyllaceae.
CGACAAUAAUGCGAUCUUUUCUGAUUUUAUGCAUCAUCUCGCCCGUCCUUGCCGUGCCGGCAUUUAUCCCGUGGGCGGCAAGAGAACAGUCAGUCCUUGCAUUACAAGGGGGCCGCAAGCCCGAACGACCACAGGACGGUGGAUUCGAGGGAUGGUACGACCCACGGACAAAUGGCGGUCGAAUGCUCGAUUGGGCAACUCGCAAGCGCGGGGAACCUCUGAACGUCAUCAUCUCAGCCUUCUCUGAUCCGUACGUCCUGACCGAGACCGGAUUCCACGCCUAUGCAAAGUCCAUAGGAUUCUCCGAGGAGUGCAUGGGUCUCCACUACGGUCAAAUCCACGAAGCUGACCUUGGCGACGGGGAUGGGAGGAAGGAAGAGCAGUUCCUCGCGAGACAAACGUACUUUCCGGUCUGGGGAACCUGCUGGGAGAGCGUCGCAGGCGGGAACCACUUCCGUGCAUGGAAGCAGAAUGGUACGUUGGCGAAUUCCGGGGCAUGGUUCUUAGCCGUCUCGAAGGAAGAGCAUUCAGGGAAGCACCACACCAUCAUCGAGGAUGGGUACAAUAUUGGCCGCGACCUGCUCGUUGAGCGAGCAGCCGCCGGCAGUAGAUGGAAUGGGAUGUGGUGGCUCGCAGAUGUAGAAUGGCGGGAAGGCCUACUCGAGCCCGGAAACCACAGCGUGAACCACGGCAUAGAGCAAGACGGCCGUGUUGCUAUACUAACCGUUCAGCGUCUUUAGAGCGACGAUGUCCACUAGACUCGGAGGGACUUUGGAUCUAUUCCGCGCUGGACCUGUAUAUUUAUCGGUGAUUUAUCUUCGAUCACUUCUUCGACGACCUUGUACGACCUCACGACCAACCGCACUGUGGAUCUCACACAUUCUUAUGUUUAUUUUCCAGCAUUUACAUCAUUGGAUUCCCUUGUAGAUCUUGUAUUGCUAUUUUGUGACACAGUCAUGUAACUAACUUGCAGUGCGCA